GUUGUGACUGUAAGUACGGUGUCAUAACAGCAGCUGGUUUUAGUUAUGGUGGACAUCAUUCGAGAAUAAAGAAGUUCGAACGGGAAAAAAGCGUAGCGAGUGUGGUUCUUUGUGCUAAUAAUGACUGCAGUAUGAAGUGUAUCCACGAAGAUUCAAACAUUCUGCGUUCAAAUAAAUCAUAGUAAAGGCCCGAUGUGUGUGCGUGAAAAUCAUAUUUUCGAUUUUUGAAUUUUUUUCUUUGUCGUCCGAAAUCUAAAAGAAAGUGCAUCCAUAUAAGGCAAUACAAGCGUGAGAGAGAAAUCUACGAACAAAGAGAAGAAAAAAAAACCCAUCCAUAAUUUCAAGUCGAUUUUGUUGUUCACCACGCACAUACACGAGAAAAAGAAUUCUAUUUCUGGCCUUUAAAACCGUACCUACAACACUGAAUAGGCGUAUUUUGAUUACAGCGAGAAAGAAAGAGAAAGAGAAAGCUAACGCGCACAUCCAUCGAAACAGAAUCCAAUUGAUUUGAAAUAUUGUUGUAAUAUUGUGUUAUUACCAAUACGACGUACAGCUACACAGAGGCGACACCAUCGCACGAAUUUGAAACAACAACAAACGUAAACAAAGAUUAUAUUCACAGUUUACUGUGGUGGAAACAGCGAUCGACAAUAAAAAGUAAUACGAAGUCUUUGUGUUAUUUAUCAGCACUCACAUCGUAUUUUAAAAUUAUUUACAACAAAGAGAAAACAAAUACAAAUUUUACAUUUGAUUCCGAGAUUAUUUUGGUCGUUUCGUCUAAAAUAAAAUCGCGUAAAUUUGAACGACGAAAUCCGUCUGUGAAAUGUCAUCCAGUUGUUGUGGCACAAAGAAACAAAGAAUGAAUAAUCAACAAUGCAAUCAUACUCAAGCCAGUCAUGCCAAAACCAAUGGCAUUGCACCCGGCUCAUCAACAUCGAACGGCACCCAUAAUCAUGUGACCAAUCAUAACGGUAUUUGCUCAAAUGGCUAUGGUGGCAUCGAACAAGUUGCAAAUCCGGAAAUGUGCUUCUUUUGCUUUGAGGUUCUGUAUCACGAACUGUAUCGCAGCGACGAUCAACCAGAGGCCAAUUUCACAAAUGAAGCCUAUCCGUUGUUCGUUACUUGGCAUAUUGGUCGAGACCGACGGUUGCGCGGUUGCAUUGGGACAUUCAACUCGAUGAAUUUGCAUUCAGGUCUAAAAGAAUAUGCCCUAACUAGCUCGUUACGAGACAGCCGUUUCCCUCCGAUUGGCCGUGAAGAAUUCGCCAAGUUGACUGUUUCGGUGUCGAUUUUGCAGAAUUUCGAAGAGGCCGAUAGCUAUCUCGACUGGACUAUUGGUGUGCAUGGAAUUCGUAUCGAAUUUUUAAAUGAACGUGGUAGUAAACGUAGUGCAACCUAUUUGCCAAAGGUAGCUUCCGAGCAAGGAUGGGAUCAAAUCCAAACGAUCGAUUCAUUGCUUCGCAAAGGUGGAUAUCGCGGACAUAUUUCACAGGAAGUUCGUGAUUCGAUCAAAUUGACGCGUUAUCAAUCGUCCGAGACUCAUAUGACCUACGGUGAAUAUCGUGAUAUUGCUGAUCGUCGUCAAUCGGGCAAAAUGAUCGGUGUGUGCUAACGGUAUAAACAUUCCAUCUUCAUCGACGGCGGCGGCGACGACGGCAGCACCAAAUCCACACUUGAAACCACAGCUCCAUCAUGCCGUUAUUGUCAAAUGGAAUUCAACAGCACAUCGUAUACUAAUGCGUUAGUACUUUCGACGACAAAACUCCAAUUCUAAUAGCGAUAAGAAACUCUUUUUUUCCCUGAAAUUCAAUUUUUAAAGACAGUAUGAGAAUGAGAUCGAUUUAUUUUUGCGAUUAUUUUUUUCUUCUUUGGUUUAUUUAAAUCUCUAAAAUUUAACAAAAAAAAAAUGUGUGAAAAAAAUAUAUUUCUGAUCAAUAGAAUAUGUUAAAACAUAAUAAAAAUUUUGAUGUCAAAGGUUUAAGAUUUUGGGUAGACGUAAAUCCGGACACAUUAACAAUGCAAUCGCAGUGAAAUGGAAACAAAUACAAAAAAAAUGGUUUAAACAGUUUAAUUCACUUAAAAUGUUAACCACUUUGAUCAAAGAACACUACAACUACUUAAGAAUAUUACUUACAAUGUAGGAUAAUUAUCAGACAAUUUUAAUGAAAAUAGAGCUCUACCUAUCAAUCAAUUGUAACCGUCAGAGAAAGAGCAGAAAUCAUAUUUUUUGAACAGUUCAAGAGGAAUGAAAAAAAACAAAACAGAACAAAAAAAAUUACUCUCUUCAGAAUUUCGUACAACAUUUUUUUUUCUCUCUAGAUAUUAAGCAAUUAAACAUUAAGGAUCGUCGAAAGAUCGAAAGUGUGAAAAUUGAAACAAAUCAAAUUCAGAAGAGAAAAUUUCAUCUAAUUCGAAAAACUAUCUUCGUUUGAAACUUGAUCGAUUUAUCUAUUUUUUCUGUUGUUGAAUUAUCCAUUUUAUCCAAAGGAAAUAAAAGAUUACAUGCAAAUAAACAAAACAAA
Sitodiplosis mosellana (orange wheat blossom midge) is the source of this 2522-nucleotide messenger RNA. RefSeq lists its product as uncharacterized. The record is from RefSeq and is a predicted model, not a curated record. The transcript has 7 exons. The coding region runs from base 824 to 1612 and encodes 262 amino acids. Lineage: Eukaryota; Metazoa; Arthropoda; Insecta; Diptera; Cecidomyiidae.